Antechinus flavipes (yellow-footed antechinus) is the source of this 1689-nucleotide messenger RNA. It is a transcript of the gene SGCG, whose product is annotated as sarcoglycan gamma. The record is from RefSeq and is a predicted model, not a curated record. Gene Ontology annotation, cellular component: sarcoglycan complex; sarcolemma. Lineage: Eukaryota; Metazoa; Chordata; Mammalia; Dasyuromorphia; Dasyuridae. The transcript is spliced from 8 exons. Bases 381 to 1322 code for a protein of 313 amino acids. Gene Ontology annotation, biological process: cardiac muscle tissue development; heart contraction.
CGGGAUGCUCCACAGCCGCGCUAAGCCGCACUCAGCACGCCCGCUGAGGAAGCGCGGCCCCCUAUCCCAGUAGCUCCUCCAACUUACGCGGAGGACACUAAUCCUCCCCACGCAGCUCCCGCGGAAGAGAGAGACGAGGUGUGCACCAAAUCUGUAGGGGUGAUGUGGGGAGCCAAGGCUCUGGGGACUUGCUCCCAGGCCGGGGACUGGAGCUUCUCUCUCACCGCCGCCAAGGGCUGGAACUGCUUUCGUGGUCACUGAGUAGGGAGCGGGGGCUCCUCCACAAGGGGAGGCGGGAACCCGGGUGGAGAGGUCAGGUGCGAAAGGGGUCUGGAUGAAAGGGGUCUGCACAGUCGAAUGGGUGUCUGUUCCUAUCUGGAAUGAAGGGAGAUGCAGUGAAUGAUUCCUCUCCAGGACCCCGAGAAGUGCUUCAGCAGAUGGUACGUGAACAGUACACUACAACAACACAAGGCACAAGCCUAGAGAGGCCAGAGAACCAGUAUGUCUACAAAAUUGGCAUUUAUGGCUGGAGGAAGCGCUGCCUCUACCUGUUUGUCCUUCUUCUACUUAUCAUCCUAGUUGUGAAUUUUGCUCUGACAAUUUGGAUUCUUAAAGUCAUGUGGUUUUCUCCAACUGGAAUGGGGCACCUGCGUGUUACAAAAGAUGGUCUCCGUCUGGAAGGGGAGUCUGAAUUUUUAUUCCCUCUGUAUGCCAAAGAAAUUCAUUCCAGGCUGGAUUCAUCUCUGCUUCUACAAUCUACACAAAAUGUGACUGUCAAUGCUCGAAACUCUGAAGGAGAGGUCACAGGCAGAUUAAAAGUUGGUCCCAGAAUGGUAGAAGUCCACAGUCAGCAAUUCCAGAUCAACUCCAAGGAUGGCCGGCCUCUAUUUACAGUCGAUGAAAAGGAAGUUGUGGUUGGGACAGAUAAACUUCGAGUAACAGGGCCUGAAGGAGCUCUUUUUGAGCACUCUGUAGAAACACCACUUGUCAGAGCAGACCCAUUUCAAGACCUCAGGCUGGAAUCUCCCACAAGGAGCCUAAGUAUGGAUGCACCAAGAGGGGUCCAUAUUAAAGCAAAUUCUGGGAAGAUUGAAGCUCUCUCUCAAAUGGAUAUCAAAUUACAUAGCAGUGAUGGGAUGCUUGUGUUGGAUGCUGCCACUGUGUGUCUGCCUAAAUUGGUUCAGGGGACUCGGAGUCACCCUGGCAGCUCCCAGAGACUCUAUGAAAUCUGUGUGUGCCCAGAUGGAAAGCUUUACCUGUCAGUGGCUGGAGUGGGUUCUACUUGCCAAGAAAACAGUAGUGUCUGUCAGAAAAGCACCUGAACAUGCCAUCAAAUUGUCAAGGCACAUUUCAGUGAACUUGACAAUUCUCACUAAAUAAUUAUUCAAGAUCAUGAGAGCUGGAGUGUAUAUCUUACUUCUGGGACUGGAUGAAGGAAAUACAAACAAACACACACACACACACCCCACACUUUUUAAACUGAACUCAAGAAAAACUGCCAGUGAAAAUGUUUGGAUGAAACUCUGUGUCCUGGAGGUGGCAUCAAGCCUUGAACUUUAGGCUGCAUUUAAAGGAAAUGAAGAGAAUUUGUCUCCAACACUGAACUGUUUAAUUUCCAUCAGAAUGAAGAGUGAAUUGUAACUAUUUCCUCAUCCCUCCUCAUACAUGUAAAUACACAAUGAAAUGUUA